This is a messenger RNA of Chenopodium quinoa (quinoa), 744 nucleotides long. Its product is annotated as LOB domain-containing protein 20-like. NCBI's taxonomy places the organism in Eukaryota, Viridiplantae, Streptophyta, Magnoliopsida, Caryophyllales, Amaranthaceae. The transcript is spliced from 2 exons. Gene Ontology annotation, cellular component: nucleus. Bases 1 to 744 code for a protein of 247 amino acids. The record is from RefSeq and is a predicted model, not a curated record. Gene Ontology annotation, biological process: positive regulation of DNA-templated transcription; hormone-mediated signaling pathway.
AUGCCAGACCACCAUGAUGGGCGUCGCAAGCUCGGGAAGCGAGCCUCUGCCGCUGUCUCGAGUGAUCAAGAGGGUCCACUAGCUCCUUGUGGUGCUUGUAAGUUCCUAAGGAGGAAGUGUACUAAUGGGUGUAUUUUUGCACCUCAUUUCGGGUCUGAUCAAGGUGCAGCGCGUUUUGCUGCUGUUCAUAAGGUGUUUGGUGCUAGUAAUGUGUCUAAGUUGUUGCUUCAUAUUCCUAUGAAUCGGAGGCAGGAUGCUGUUGUUACUAUAUUGUAUGAGGCUCAAGCUCGGCUUUCUGACCCGGUUUAUGGUUGCGUCUCUACUAUCCUUGCCUUGCAGCAACAGGUAGCAACCUUACAAGCAGAGUUAGCAAUGGUACAGAGCCAAGUAAUCAACAGCCGAUUGGCAAUGGCAAACGCUCUUCAAACCUCGCAACAACAACUAGGCAAUGGAUACGAAGUAAUGCAUCUUCCUCUUAACCACCAUGUCCAUCAUCAGCCUGCCUACUCGAACAAUUCGUCUGCUUCAAACAACCUCCUUAACAUGAAUACUAGUGCAACUACAACUGGCUAUGUUUCUUCUACUUAUAAUAAUGACUUUUCUGCUGUUGCUGAUGCUUCUACUGCUCCGUCUCCCCAUAGUCUUGACCUUCUACGACUGUCUAGGCCGUCGCAGGAUGAUGAUGAGGACGACGAACAGAUCAGCCGCAACCAUAUUGCCUUCGCCAACCACCUCAUUCAUUGA